GAGCAGAAAACUAAAAGAUUCCAUAGAAGCGAUGAAGAAUAAAGGUCUUAAAUUUGGAAAAGAGCAUGAAAUUGAUCUUAAAAUGAUGACAGUUGGGAAAUCAGAUGAAAAUAGAAAGCUGGCUGAAAAUAUAUUAUAUACAGUCUUCCAAAAGGCUACUAGCAUGACUGACGGAUGUGACGAUUCCCAGACCAUGAAAGAGGCCGUGGACAAAAUACUUGACAGGAUCCGGAAUAUGGAAGAUGUCAAAAUAAAAUACGUUGAAAAGCAUUGCAUUAUUUUGACAUUUAAAAGUUCAUCAGCCACCGGUUUCCUUGACCUCAUUGAUUUUACAAAGAGUGAAUAUUUCUUCGCAGAGAUUGAGAACAUAGGCAAGUGCUUAAGUGACCACAUUGGCGAAUUUAUUAGCGUUACUGCAUUCAUUACUUUAGAAAGUAUGCAACAGGCAUUAGACAUCCUGGCCAAGAAUGACUAUGGCGAUGGUGAAUCAUCCACACACCUUAAACUGGUUGUUAGUUCUGCAAAUGCAAUAGAAAAAGUAAGCAGAAUGAUUAAUGACAAUGAAACUGAAAAUGAUAUGAAUGAUGUUGCUCAAGGCAUUUCGGAGCAUUUAAAUGAACGUAUCUCAAUUUCGAGAUCAAUUGAACUCGAGGGUCUAGGUGAGGUGUUUGGAAAUCCAUUACAAUGUUUACUACAUUCUGAAUGGCAACCAUUUGUCAAGUCAGGUUCCAGAACCACACAUGUAAAGUUCAACAGUUCUCCUCAUCUAGCUUACUUGCAAAGCCUGAUAGACGAUAUUCAACGUCCCACUGAAAUUAUUUACCGGUCACUCAGUUUGAUGAUGAUUCUGACAUGAUUCAUCAUGUCCCUGUUCACAGGGUUUCAUCAUCACCAACGGUAGCACUACGACGUUUGCAAAUGGGACAUAGUUCAGAUACUUUUGAUGCAUAUGAUGAUACAAAUCCAAACAAUUUGUCGAAUUUCUAUGAUCAACCUGUUCCAUCUCCUCCAUUAUAUGCAAGUGACACAUCGAUAUCAGGAGAUUUCAUCGAUCAUUUACCGGGCACAUAUUUUAACUGGGAUUUUGUCGGAACAUGUACUUCCCCUCUGGAUAAUUCAAGCCGAUCAAGUUCCGUUUGUUCGGUUGCUAUGUAGAUUUCACUGUAAUCAUAUGUUGAGAUGCCAAUUAUUAUGAUAAAUUGCCUUUUUAUUUUAAAGUGUCAUGUAAAGUUAUAAUGCAAGGCUAUUCUUAGUUUUUUGAUAUAUUUUUACCUACCAUGUCAUACUGUUUAACACUUAAAGAGUGAACUUUAUUACUUCAUGUGAGUUUCUUUUUACAAACAUAAGAAUUUUGUUGACACAAUAAUUUUUGUUUUGUAUAAAAGCACUUUAAAUAUAUUUUGUAAUGGUUCCUUUUAAUUUUAUAAUUUUCUUUGCAUAAAUGAUUUAUAACUCACGUCAUCUGAAGAAAAUUUUAUUGAUAUCCAUUGGACAUUAAAUCUAUAAAAAGAUUAGGACAUCUUUUUUUACAUUUUAGGCAAUCCUAUAUUUUAUCCUAAACAUUUCUAAUAUCAACUGUUGGUCAAUCACUAUGAUAACAGUCAAUCUUUUAAAAUAUAUAGUACAUUAAGCUCAACUUAAGAAACAACAAACGAUCACGAUCCUGUAAUUUUCUCUUCAUUCCAACAGCAGCCAAUGAAAAAAAGGUCAAACUGCUGCAUUAUAGAUGACACAGUUAUGAUGUGAACUUUACUUCGCUUUUCAUAAAAUGGCACUACUGUAACACAUUGAAGUUUCCAUGAUAACCGCCGUGUGAACACAUCUGCAGAAGAUUUAAAUUCAAAAUAUCCUCAUUUUCGUGAUUAAAUGUUGAAUUCUGCUUAAGCCAGUGCUAGAAUGCAUGGACGGCACUUUGCACUUUCCAGUAACGUCAAUGAACAGGCUCAAUGAAACCGAGCCUGCAACUUCUUCAAUUUGGCCGUGUUGGUCUUUCUUAAGGGGUUCUGUUAUUCGUGUUAUUUUAUACGACAAAUGAAGGUUUACCAAAACCCGUUCGGUGGAAAAAUAUGUUUACAUAUUUUCAUUUGUUGAAUCACGUGAUUGUAAAAUUUGUAAAUAGAUGAAUAUUACCAUGCCAGUUUGUAAACAAAAUAGAGUCUUACUCCGCUUGUUAAAAAAGACGUGGGUGUUUCGUCCAGCCUCUGAAGAAAGUAAGGAUACAUUUUUUUGCUCUUAACAGGGUCAUUGAAGUAUCUUUGAAAAUUGACACAUGCAGCUGUAAAGUGAAAAAACCAUAUGUAUUGGCGCCGCAAGUUGUGACCUUUGUCAAGUGGAAGUUGACAUUUGACAGGUCAUAUGAUAUACACGUAAGGUCCAUAACAAUUCAUUUUUUAAAAAAAUACAUUCUGUUAUGUUUAUUAACACUAGCAUCAAAUGACAUAGAUUUGAAACUCAUGAAAUAUUCAUCUUUUCUUUUAUUUAUUUUAUACUUACAAAUGAAAUAUUGAGAAUAAUUAAUGAAAUGAAUUUCAUUUUCCGUAUUUUCACUGUAAAACUUUUUUUUUUACAGUUGUGAAAAAUAUUUUCCGUAUUUUCAUUGGUGUCUUGCCGGAGUGCUUUCUUGUAACAUCUGCCAGUACCAGAAGUUUAGGUGAUAGUCUUUCAAAUUGUAAUGUCAAGAAAGAGACAAAUGUAAAUAAUAAGCAGAAAAUUUAAAUUUUUGCUAUGAAUACAUGAUUUAUUUUCAUCUAGUGGCAUGAAAAAAAACAUCACAUGUCACUCGUGGUUACCGCCACUCAUGAAAUAUUUAUUUUCAUACCACUCGAUGAAUAUAAUCAUGUAUUUAUAGACAAUCUUUAUCCUCUAUAUAGUUUUCAAAGAGGCUUGGUAAUAGUUAUAGCACACGUAACUCAUUACUUACGAGGAUGUAAGUGAAAAAGUUGAACCCCCAGAUAAAAUUUAAUGAACUAAUACCAUCUAAUACUGACGUAAGCUUACUUACAAGAAAGUUGUUUGGUGUUUUCGCGGCCGCCAAAUAAAACAAAGAAAUAGAAAGAAAAAAACAAGAUAUGUAACCAUUGAAAAUUUAAAGACGUCAAGUGUAAGAGACGGAUUAUUAACUGAUACCUUGUGGAGAAAGUAAUAUCGAUUCAAGAUUUAAGGACUUUUGAAGUGGAAAUAAUUCAUUCAGCGGAUGUACCUUUUGAUUUUAGCGAAUAAAUUGUAUUUCAUUAAUGAUCUUUGUUUACAUUAUUCGGAAUUUUCGUUACCGAUGCCCCAUUGGAGUCUCUGUCUAAUAAAAACAAAA
Molecule: messenger RNA, 3307 nt
Organism: Ruditapes philippinarum (Manila clam)
Lineage: Eukaryota; Metazoa; Mollusca; Bivalvia; Venerida; Veneridae
Exons: 3
Coding region: 32-856 (274 amino acids)
Source: RefSeq, a predicted model, not a curated record